GAGGACAGACCAGCCUAGGAGAGGACAGAGGAACGAGCUGGAGGCUGCACUGAACUAGGGAGUUGUGCUGUGCCAUGAAGCUGCUGCCCAGUUGGAGAGUGGUCCUGCCCUCAGGCUCUCUGGCCAGGUUCUGGCCAUGGGCACAGCACAGAAGAACUACUCAUACCUGUGCCCCAAGCAUGAGGGCCCAGGAGGAUCCCGAGGGCCCAACACAGCAUGAUUCCCUGGGCUCAACAGAGACCGCCACACCAGAUGCCCUGAUGUCCUCGCCCAAGUAUGACAUGUUGUACAAGAUUGAAGACGUGCCUCCCUGGUAUCUGUGUAUCCUGCUCGGCUUCCAGCAUUACCUGACAUGCUUCAGCGGCACCAUCGCUGUGCCCUUCCUCUUGGCUGAGGCGCUGUGUGUGGGCCGAGAUCAACACAUGGUCAGCCAGCUUAUUGGCACCAUCUUCACCUGUGUGGGCAUCACCACCCUCAUCCAGACCACCCUGGGCAUCCGGCUGCCACUGUUCCAGGCCAGCGCAUUUGCAUUUCUGGUCCCAGCCAAAGCCAUCCUGACCCUAGAGAGAUGGAAAUGUCCUCCAGAAGAGGAGAUCUACGGUAACUGGACUCUGCCCCUGAAUACCUCUCAUAUCUGGCACCCACGAAUGAGAGAGGUCCAAGGUGCAAUCAUAGUGUCCAGUAUAGUGGAGGUACUGAUUGGAUUGACAGGGCUCCCUGGAGCCCUGUUGAGCUACAUUGGGCCUCUCACAGUCACUCCUACUGUCUCCCUCAUUGGUCUGUCUGUCUUCCAAGCUGCUGGUGACCGUGCUGGUUCCCACUGGGGCAUCUCAGCUUGCUCCAUUCUCCUGAUCAUCCUCUUCUCCCAGUACCUGCGCAACCUCACCUUCCUGCUGCCUGUCUACCGUUUUGGCAAGGGCUUCACUCUCUUCCGCCUCCAGAUCUUCAAGAUGUUUCCUAUCGUGCUGGCCAUCAUGACUGUGUGGCUGCUCUGUUAUAUCCUCACUCUGACGGAUGUGCUGCCCAAAGACCCUACAGCCUAUGGCUUCCAGGCCCGAACGGACGCCCGAGGGGACAUCAUGUCUAUUGCACCCUGGAUCCGAAUCCCUUACCCCUGUCAAUGGGGCCUGCCCACAGUGACUGCAGCUGCUGUCCUGGGAAUGUUCAGUGCCACACUAGCAGGCAUCAUUGAGUCCGUCGGAGAUUACUAUGCUUGUGCUCGACUGGCAGGCGCACCACCCCCUCCAGUACAUGCCAUCAACAGGGGCAUCUUCACAGAAGGCAUCUGCUGCAUUAUUGCAGGACUGUUGGGCACAGGCAACGGGUCCACCUCAUCCAGUCCCAACAUUGGAGUCCUGGGGAUUACCAAGGUGGGCAGUAGGAGAGUGGUGCAGUAUGGCGCGGGCAUCAUGCUGAUCCUAGGCACUAUUGGCAAGUUCACCGCCCUCUUCGCCUCGCUCCCUGACCCCAUCCUGGGAGGCAUGUUCUGCACCCUGUUCGGCAUGAUUACGGCUGUGGGACUGUCCAACCUGCAGUUUGUGGACAUGAACUCCUCCCGCAACCUCUUCGUGCUCGGAUUUUCCAUGUUCUUCGGGCUCACGCUGCCAAAUUACCUGGACUCCAACCCCGGUGCCAUCAACACAGGUGUUCCUGAAGUGGAUCAGAUUCUGACUGUGCUGCUGACCACAGAGAUGUUUGUGGGUGGAUGCCUCGCAUUCAUUCUGGACAACACCGUACCAGGGACCCCAGAGGAACGCGGACUGAUCCAGUGGAAAGCAGGAGCUCAUGCCAACAGUGAGACGUCUGCCAGCCUCCAGAGCUAUGACUUCCCCAUUGGGAUGAGUGUGGUAAAAGAGACUGCCUUUCUGAAAUACAUUCCCAUAUGCCCAGUCUUCAAAGGAUUUUCUUCAAAAUCAAAAGGCCAGCGUCCAGUUCCAGAAGAUACUGCAGAAAAUACAGAAACUAACUCUGUGUGCACCAAAGUCUGAAACAUUAGUUCCAGGAAAGGAAAAGUCUGCCUCAGCAAAUCUCACAGUCUGGGAAUUUAAAGGACUCCCUAUUUGAUGCCAUCAGCAAGAAAUAAAAUAUAAACAAUUAUUAGAAAAAAAAAAAAGGGCACUUGACACAGCUCUAGGUCAGCUUUUUGCCCAUUAUCUCAUCAAACAACUUCUGACUUUGGUAUGGAUCUCAGAGAAGGGCAAAAAAAAAAAAAAAGGGAAGGCCAUUCGGGAGUAGUAAUAGGUGUAAGUGUGUGUAGCUGUGACUUAGAAAGGAAGAGAAAGCAAAACCAUAGAAAAGGUGGCAAAUAUAUACAAAUAUAGACAGAUAGUUACAGAACUAACAGUUAACCUGUAUCUGCAACCUUGGGAGAACUACUGUAGCUUUCAAUGGAGGGAAUGGGGAUAUAGAACUCUGGUGGUGGGAAUGGUGUGGAAUUAUACCCCUGUUAUCUUAUAAUUUUUGUAAAUACUGUCACUAAUAAAAUUAUAAAAAUAAAGUCUAUGAAGGACACUAAAUGACAUGUAGUAUUUGGGAAACAUCAUAAAUGAAGCCAGUAAAAAUUACCUGGAUCCUAGGUCCUAAUCCUACACCCUUAAAUAUCUGAGGGAAGAAACUACUUUGAGAGGAGAGAAAAAGGCUGCUGACCAAGUUUCUGGAUGCAGCCAGUCAAGUGAAAGCUAGAUGGGGUGUGAAUCGCUUACUUUCAGAAUGCUGAGAUCUACAAUUAUUAUAUUUAUAUUUAAAGAGCUACAGUCAU
Molecule: messenger RNA, 2758 nt
Organism: Erinaceus europaeus (western European hedgehog)
Lineage: Eukaryota; Metazoa; Chordata; Mammalia; Eulipotyphla; Erinaceidae
Gene: SLC23A1
Product: solute carrier family 23 member 1
Exons: 16
Coding region: 75-1988 (637 amino acids)
Biological process (GO): transmembrane transport
Cellular component (GO): membrane
Molecular function (GO): transmembrane transporter activity
Source: RefSeq, a predicted model, not a curated record